AUGAAGAGCUUUUGCUCCUUCGGCAAUGCCUUUUCCCUAAUUCUGAUACUGCUCCUGAUGGCUGCCCGGACCCCACCGGCAGAGUCGGUGAGGUGCAACCCCUCAGAGAUGCUCCCGUGCUCGGGUGCCCUCUUCUUUUCGCGGCCACCAUCGACAGACUGUUGCGCCCGGCUGAGGGAGCAGCAGCCGUGCUUCUGCCAGUACCUGAAGAACCCCAGCCUGAGCAGCUACUUCAGCUCCCAGAACGCUCGCCGGGUCGUCACCACGUGUCGCGUCCCCCCAAGCCGCUGCUGA
This is a messenger RNA of Spirodela intermedia, 294 nucleotides long. NCBI's taxonomy places the organism in Eukaryota, Viridiplantae, Streptophyta, Magnoliopsida, Alismatales, Araceae. The record is from the annotation of a GenBank genome assembly.